AUGUCAACUCAGUCCGGUAUCAAUGCCUCCAAGCAUCUUUUGGAUGAACUCAAUAAUAGGGGGGACGACGGCCUUGUCAUACUCGGCCAGAUCGACGAUCGCUCGACCGAGAUCGAAUACCGAAAGGAGUUCCGGUCUGUGGGCCAGCUACAAGAGUACCUCGAGCUGAAGCCCACCAAGCCAUGCUACCUAUUCAUUCGGGAUAGUGACAUAUGGCAAUUCGUCAGCUACACGCCAGAUACGGCCCCCGUGCGCGAAAAGAUGUUGUACGCCUCUAGCAAGAACACGUUACUCAGGCAGGUCGGGACCAACAAAAUUGGCCGCAGCGUAAUGGUCACUGAAGUGCACGAGCUUGCGGAGCGGCCAUGGGCUGCGGAUGAAAGCCCGAAAGCCUACACGGAAGAUGAGCUCAUCAAGACAGAGGUUGACCGCAAGCUAAAUUCGGAGAAGAACAUCAGUGGUGGUCGUAAGCUGGUUUCCAUGUCCACUGGCGUUGCGUUCAAAAUAAAUGAGGAUGAGCUCCUCUCAGAUUUGAUCAGCAAUGGAACCGCCCUGAUCUUUGAGAUCGACCUAACGGAUGAACAGAUUAAACUUCGGACAAAGAAGACCCCCGGUAGCGCGAAGGCACUAGUGGCGGCUAUGGACCGCGACAGACCGAGCUACACCUUGUAUCAAGAUGAGGGUAGACUAUUUUUCAUCUACACCUGCCCAUCGGGGAGUAAGGUGAAGGAGCGCAUGGUUUAUGCAGCGAAUAAGCAGGGCUUCGCUAAUUACGUCAAUGACUCCGGCUUCAAAAUCUCAGAGACGUUCGAAGUUGGGGACCCUGAGGAGUUGGAGCUAAGUGCGCUAGAGCCACAGUCUUCACAACCAGCCCAGGAGGAUUCAAAGCCUAAGUUCAAUCGGCCUAAGGGCCCACAGAGAAGGAGUAAGUAA
This is a messenger RNA of Eremothecium gossypii ATCC 10895, 933 nucleotides long. RefSeq names its product twinfilin TWF1 (gene TWF1). Gene Ontology annotation, biological process: barbed-end actin filament capping; actin filament depolymerization. Bases 1 to 933 code for a protein of 310 amino acids. Gene Ontology annotation, cellular component: actin filament; cytoplasm. Lineage: Eukaryota; Fungi; Ascomycota; Saccharomycetes; Saccharomycetales; Saccharomycetaceae. The record is from RefSeq and is marked provisional. Gene Ontology annotation, molecular function: actin monomer binding; actin filament binding. The transcript has a single exon.